Messenger RNA from Camelina sativa (false flax), 890 nucleotides. Its product is annotated as protein phosphatase inhibitor 2. Gene Ontology annotation, molecular function: protein phosphatase inhibitor activity. The record is from RefSeq and is a predicted model, not a curated record. NCBI's taxonomy places the organism in Eukaryota, Viridiplantae, Streptophyta, Magnoliopsida, Brassicales, Brassicaceae. Gene Ontology annotation, biological process: regulation of signal transduction.
UCGUUGCUUUUGUAAUCAAGAAGAACACAAAGGCAGGUCUUAAAAACUUGCGAUCGAGACAGCAAAAAAUAAGUUGCCGGAGAUUCUGAAGAUGGCCGAACCAAAGAGGGGGCGUGUACAAUGGGAUGAAGCUAAUAUAGUGGAAAUUGAAUCUAACAAACCUGUUAGGCAGAAGAUUACUGAACCAAAGACACCCUACCACCCGAUGAUUGAUGAUGAUGGUUCUCUGUCUCCUAGAGGAAGAGCAUUUGAUGAAUGCGUUGAUGAUAUGCAACGUGCAGAAGAACUGAGGAACAGUCUGAAUGAUGCAGCAGCUUCCUCCAGUAGAAACUCUAGCCAGGGUUCUGGUGGUGGUGGCUGGAGCUCGUCUGACGAAGAAGAAGCAGAUCCAAUGGAUCAAGAUGAAGAAGGUCCGGAAAAUGGGAAAAAUGCACGUUUCAACGCACACCGCAAAGCACACUACGACGAGUUUCGGAAGGUGAAGGAACUGAGAUCCUCAGGGUCCUUCUACGAAGAAGAAGAAGAGGAAGAUCAUGAUGGUGCAAAGGGGAAUAAAUCAGAGGCAGUAACAACAACCUCACGACACACGAAAAGCGGAAACAAAGAGUUAGAUGCAGGCACAACAACUGUAUCAGAGAAGUCAUCUUCACCCCCGAGUUAAUAAUAUAAAAACCUCUCUCUGUUGAAUCAAAUUUGUAUUACUCUGGUUCAGGCUUUACAGAGCUCUCUAUCUCUACUAAUCUGAGUUUUAUCUACUUGAAUCCUUCUGAAGUUCUGAUAAAAGAAAGAAAGAAGAGAAAAAAAAACCAUCAAAAUUCUGAAAUUAUGUUAUUGUCUUUAUACCAGUUUGAAGCAGUUGCUUACAAAUUACAAUCACUUCUGUUCUUCCA